This is a messenger RNA of Lodderomyces elongisporus, 3738 nucleotides long. RefSeq names its product Mrr1p (gene MRR1). The record is from RefSeq and is a predicted model, not a curated record. Gene Ontology annotation, biological process: DNA-templated transcription; positive regulation of transcription by RNA polymerase II. The transcript has a single exon. Gene Ontology annotation, molecular function: zinc ion binding; DNA-binding transcription factor activity, RNA polymerase II-specific; RNA polymerase II cis-regulatory region sequence-specific DNA binding. Lineage: Eukaryota; Fungi; Ascomycota; Pichiomycetes; Serinales; Debaryomycetaceae. The coding region runs from base 1 to 3738 and encodes 1245 amino acids. Gene Ontology annotation, cellular component: nucleus.
AUGAGCAUUGACAUGCAAAACCAGAAACAGGAAACUUCUACUCCGACUCAAGUGGAACAUGUUUCAAAACCAAAACCCGGUACGGAAUCUGAAGCAAGCGAAACCACACUGGAGAGGAAAAAGCGGAGUAGUAACGUUUGUCAGAAUUGCAGAAUUCGAAAAAUUAGAUGUUCGAGAACAUGGCCAUGUACCAAUUGUUUGAAAAGUCGCCGCAAAAUUCCUUGUGUUUACGAAAAUGAAUCUCCCAUUACAAAUGAAAGAACACAAAAUGAUCUGAGUAAUAGCCAAAACCCGCCUAUUUUACUGUAUCAAAGAAGUGCUAGUCAACCUAUUCAGUUUAUGAAUUUCAACACUGCUAAUAUGGGAGGAAAAACUUCACAUAAUGCAAAUAGCAAUAAACGUAAAAGAGAAAAAACAAAUGGUGUUUCAAGUACAGAUACGAGCACCGGCAGUGGCACUAGAGGUAACUCUAGCAGUACCACUAGCAGUAGCAUGGGAAGUGGCUCAGAAAUUUCCCACCCUAAUAAGGUGCUGAAACCCAAUGAUGUUGACGUAGAUGCGUCAUUACAAGAACUCAAGGCUUUAAAGGAAAAGUUAGCCUCGAUAGAGUCCACUUUGAGUCUGGCCCAACCAACACUAUCCAACAAUUUGCUGAACACUGGAUCUGACUUUAGGUCUUCGUACGGUUCUCUGUAUGGAGGUCGGACUGGUUCUGAAUUUGGGUUUAAAUCUGGAUCCGAUGCUGUCUUAUCUUUUGGUUGUGAGACAAUGCCACCUUUGUCAACAGCAGCCCCAAGGCUACCAAAUCCACCAAUUUCUCAGAGCCCACGGUUUUUACAAACACGUCCAGUACAGCCGUUUGGUUCUUCACAUCCAAUUGGAAUAACAAGUCAACCACAAUUUACAACUACACAGAGACUAUCAAAUGCAAGGGAUCGUUCACCAGGUACUACUGGUAUACAGUUGCCGCCUAUAAAUUUCAGGGAACAGUCUUCAUCGUACAACAGCUUCUCCAAUGCUAAUACUGAAACUAGCCAUGCAUCACCUGGUUAUUCUCCGCAUAGCAACAUGUCCAAUUCUAAGCAAAAAAGCCUAAUUGAUGUUAACCCUUACUUAAAUGACACAGAAACCAUUAAUUUUUAUGAAAACUACACGUCUGUAUUGUGUAAGGACUUUAGGAGAAUAAGCUAUGGGCCAUUUGCAUGGUCAUCUCUUAUGAAUAAAGAUGCCGCAUUGCGAGCACUUUGGAAAUUUAUUGCAAAGCAAAAAGAAUCCACCAGCUUUGUUUUUAGCCCAGGAAGUAAUGAAGUAACCCAGGAAAACACGCAACUCGUGACAAGUGAACCAAAAGAAUCAGAGCUUCAUUUCAAGAAAACAAUGUUACAAAAAGGUGGGUAUGCAGAUGUGGUGCCAUAUAAUAUUUUAAGGGAAAAGAUGAAAAGGGAUUUGAACAAAGAAAUGCUUCCCUUGGGAUUGACGUUAUAUGAGGGACAAUUCAGUUGUGAGUUGCAGUUACUUGUAAGAAUUAGGCAAAUGUUACCUAAGAAAAAAGUCGUAUGGAAGCUUAUUGAUCGAUUUUUUGCAUGGUGUUACCCUUUUAUGCCUAUUCUCGAUCAACAUGACUUUGUGGAAUGGGUAGAGAAAAUAAUUGGGCCCAGAUCUUAUGAAGAUAUUAAAAUUGAAGACGUUAAGAUUGAACGGAGACUUGAUCUUGCUAUAUUUGGGACUUUACUUGUUGUCAUGCGGUUAUCAUAUUUAUCUCUUUUUUCAAACAAAUUACUGGUUAAUGAAGAAAGAUUAAAUUCGACUGACCCUUCUGAAAAAGCACAGGAUACAAAGUAUUUAAUGCAGAACCCUAUAGACAUAAAUGUUGUUGAUAUUGCCACCUCGUGUCUUUAUCAAUUUGACGUUCUAAGAAGAACUUCCAUUUUUGUGUUGCAGUUGGCACUAUUUAUAAAGUUAUAUUACAUGUUUGCUCCCGAAGAUGGAGAUGAUGGCGAGGGGGCUGAUACAAAUGCAAUGGGCGGUUUGGUUUUACAAAUGGCCUACUCUUUAGGGUUAAAUCGUGAACCUAACAAAUUUCCAGGUGAGUUGGAAAAUAAAAGGAUGAAUCAUUUAGGACGCAAAAUAUGGUAUUUACUCGUGCUGUCAGAUGUCCACUCGGCUUAUUCUUACGGAAGCCAGAUGCUAAUAAGUCCCGAUAGUUAUGAUACAGAAUUGCCAUUCAACGAAGAGGGAAACGAGAAUCUUUACGACAAAGAGUUGGACCGUUACGUAACAAAUAUUUGGUAUGGAUCAGGCGCAAAAUUGAACAAUCAUUUAAAAGAAAUCUUGACCUUGAUUUUGAGUGUGAAGGCGAGGAUUAAAGUUUCUGAUUUAUGCAACUUGCUCACAAAGUAUGAAGCAAUCUUUUCACAGUCAUUUACUUCCUUAAAAGAUUGUUUGGUGGUAAAGGAUCCUCAAAAACACAUUGUUGCAAGAAAUUUUCCUGCAAAGUAUUUUAUUUCGAUAAAAUCGUUUUUCGUUUCAGUUUAUUUCCAUUUAUUCCUUCAUUAUGAACAUAAGGAUGUGCAGUUAUCGUUCUUUUACCUUAAAAAAAUUCUCAAAAUUGCCGCAACCGAGAUUAUGCCACAUUACUUUGAGCUCAUGGGUAACAGUGAGGCUAUUUGUGAUAUGUUUAUCAAUCCAAAAUUGCAGCAGAUCAUCCACAAAUCCAAUCAGAUCUUUAUUGCCAUGAUUAUAAGGGUUAAUCUCUCAAUUUAUUUUUUGAAAUCUCAGCUUGAUCAUAAAGAUAAAUGCUCAGCCGAUAAUCAAUAUUAUGAGUACUAUAGAGAAUUGUGUAAAUUCUCAUCGUGUCUCACCAGAUGCGCCGAGGUCUCAAUUGCUGCUGUAUCAAAACUCAGCACACGGUACUUUUAUGCAUGGAAGUUGACAAAGAGCCACACUUUCUUGUUAAAAGUGAUUACCACAAUGGAUUUCUACAAGCAUCCAGCGCACUUGAAUUCAGAAAACUUGCGUCUUCCAGAGUUUUCAACUCAUCAGCUUUCAGAAAUGGUUGAAAUGUGUGAAGUUGCUUUACGCACUUUAGGCAAAGUUAGCAUCCAGGGCCAUGAAUUUUGUGAUCAUGUAUCCUGUUCGCUGUUUAAGCAUCAGUAUAGUGUUUCAUCGUUGUCGUCUGCGCCUGAAUCUAUGGGUACUUCGUCUACCCUGCAUGGUCAAAACAGUGCGUCGGAGUCUGGGGGUUACUCUACUCCAGCAUCGAAUUUGUCGGUUGAUGCAAAGACUUUCGCCAAUGAGUUUGGCCUCGACCUUGUAAACAGCGAAGAGAUUGAUAAGAUUUGGUUGCAGAUGUUGUCAAUAAAGAAUGAUGUUAAGCAGCAACAACCGCCGCAAGUUGCUUCUCAGUCACCUUUUCCCAGUACAUCAACAAACUCAGGUGCAAAUGCUGGCGAUGAUGUGACUAUUCAACCAGGGACGCCAUAUAAUGGACAUAAUUUGCCUGGAUGGAGUAGACAACCAUCAAAUGCAGGAAUACAUGGUUCCACAUUAACGGCAAGUUCACAAGGGCAACAUGAUCAUUUAGCAUCACAUACUGGUCUCACACCAAUGGUGAUAGAGAAUCCACUUACUCCAGGAUUUAGCAAUGCCCAGGGCGCAAUGGGGUUAGGUGGAUAUGAAGACUACGGUGGCUUGGACUUUUUUGCAGAUUUGCCGUUUGAUCAAAUGUUUAAUCUUUAG